Drosophila mauritiana is the source of this 3377-nucleotide messenger RNA. RefSeq lists its product as uncharacterized. The coding region runs from base 830 to 2911 and encodes 693 amino acids. The transcript has 8 exons. The record is from RefSeq and is a predicted model, not a curated record. Lineage: Eukaryota; Metazoa; Arthropoda; Insecta; Diptera; Drosophilidae.
UCCGGAAUAUUCGCAAAAGCGGAAAUACUUGGAAAACCAUACUUGGUUUAACUUCAAACUCGAACUCGCUUGUUGAUGUUGCGGCAAAGCUAUAAAAACUGUAAUUAGUUUGCGCUCGUGGGUUCGCAAAAUUUAAUUAGCAAGCCAUGUGGUGAAAAGUGGGAAGUAAAUAAACAAACCCUUCGGAAGUGCAUAAUUACAAUGCUAACAAACAAAAGAAACAAUAUAAACGAAAUGACCAAUACCGAAUAGUUAGUCUAACAAAGUGACCACAAAGCAAUCUAGUUUGCGUUGCCAAUAUAAAUCGAAUUGAAAUCAGAUUACAAGCUUAAAUAGUUCAAUGAUUUGGCUUUCGUCGGACGAACAAUGGUCACUAGUUAUUUGAAGUGAGAAAAUUAUGCAAAACAUGGCAAAAUCUAAAAUGUAUAAUUAAAUUUAACGAAUCAACGUGUUUUUACUAAGUGAGCCAGUAUUAAAUAAAAUAAAUAAUUAUAAUCUGCAGUGUUUGUCUAAAAAAGAGAGAAGAAGUGAUUAUCAAUUAUCUAGGUAAAUACCGCAUUAAAGUGUGAAUUGGAUUUCGAUAUUGGCAAGAACCAAACAAAGGCCAAUCAAAGGAUUUUACCAUAGCCACAUAUCAAAGGAGCACAACACGCCAACGAUGAAUGCAGGUGCUGUGUGAAAGUGCCUCUGUUCCUGGAGAGGGACGGAUCCAAGUUGAAUCAAAGCCGGAACGUGACUUUUGCCGAAAGUAAAUUGAGCCACCGCAGCGAUAAAAGCUGCCAUGCCAACCGGCGAGUGGCGCUAGGACACUCGUAAAGAUAAAGGAUCCAUGGCCCGGCCGAAUCCAGGUGCACCCGUGAUGAGAGCCGAUGACAUCUAUUCGCGGGUGCACUCCGCAACCCUUCUGACCCUGCCCCUGCACCUGGUCCUCCUGCUCUUUCUGCUCGUGCUGCAGCUCCUGGCACCGGCUGCAGCGACUCCCGUGAAUCCCUGUGCCCACAAGGGCAUGGCCGAGCUGAUUCGCAACAGUCCGGUGAUUGUCAAGGCCCUCGUCGCACGGAUCUUCGCCGAUGAGCCGGAGGGACCGGUGCAGUCCUUCGCACAGGACACGAUUUUAAUAACAUUAACGCCGGAAACGAUAUACAAGGGUGCCUCGCUGCUGAAAGUGGCCAACGGCAAUGGCGAUGCCGGGAAUCCCAUGUCGCCGAGGGUGGGAGGUCUCAUGUCCUGGAGCUCGGGCCAUCGCAGCAGAGGCGGCAGCGCUGGAUCCGCGGGCAGCGGUGGCUCCUGGAGCGGCGCUGAGUCAGCCUUUCAGUACGAGGGGCAGUUGAAUGCGACCCUCCAGCCACUGCGUUGUUUCGAUAAUAACAUGCUGAAAAUGCUGCCGGCGGAGUUAAUUGCCUUUGGCAAACUGCUGCCCGCUGCGACGGCAUCCUCCGGAAGCAGUCCGCUGACCGCACGACAGCUUCAACGACCGCCCGUGGGUGGCGCCACCGAUGUGCUGCAAGUCAGCGUCAACGGUUUGCAUCGCUGGACGCCGCAGUUCGAGAAUCAUAUCUGGAAGCAUUUGGGCUGGGACGAUUGGAGCGACUUCACCUUGUGCAGUGUCACCUGCGGUCAGGGGGUGCAGCAGCGUUUCCGGCGCUGCCUGCUCGACAAUCCGCUGGUGGACAUCAACAUGAACAUCAAUCUGGAGGAGGACGACGAUGACGACGACGAGGAUGGUGCGGCUGAGGGUGCCGACGAUGCGGGCGCAGUUGGGCUUUCCGUGUCCAAGGAGACAGACGUUUUCGGCGAUGGCAGCAACGAUCUGCUGGCCGAUGAGGAUGAGAACGAGCUGCUCAUAAUGCGUGCAAGUGGCGACGAGUCAUUGCAUAAAUUUGACCAGGCAACGACGACGAUUACGCCGCAGACCAGUGUCCGUGCCCAUGCCCCUUCGAGCGCCAGUCCCCCGGCACCUGAACCCAUGGGAGAGACAAGCGGCGGUAAUGAACCACCAAGUGAUGAUGAAGGAGGAGCCGGUGAAAGUGUCAGGUUUGUGCCGAGUGCGCACAAUGACCGGACUGGAAACGAAGUGGGAGCUGGAGCGGCGACUGGCUCCAGUGCUGCGACCAGGAAGGCACGUGCCAGCAAUCAGCACAAGAAACGCAAGCCCACCAAGAGCGUGGCCCUGUCGACACUCCUCUGCGAGGGCUACAACAUCGAGCAGCGCAACUGCAACAGUUUCGAGUGCAGCGAUGACAUAAGCGAUCUGCUAAAGUUCUACAAGAAGCUGCCGAUGGGUGAGGAUUUGCCCACUCAAGCCUCGGAUGCUUCGCUUGCCCCUUCCUAUCCGGAUGCAUAUUCAAAUUCGGAUCUCACCACGGCGGGUCUGAUGGGCACAGCAUUCAGUCCCACGCCCUCGACGCCCUACAACAUGGGCUACAUUCGCAGCUGGAGGAACCUGCUCAACUUCACACUUAUGGUCACAUUAAGGGCUAAGAACGACACCAAGAGCACGGCGACCAUAUUCUCCAUAAGGAACGCCACUCACAAUCUUUAUCUGGAGGCCUGCAAGGACGGACUGCGUUUGUACUUGGAGCGGGACAAUACGACGGAAAUGUUGCCGGUGAAAUUCAAUUUAUACGAUUAUCGCUGGCAUCAAGUGGCCAUCAGCAUCCAGAACGGCGAUUUCAUAUCGAUUUACGUCGAUUGCGCGUGGACAAACAGUUUCGUUGUCUCCAAGCGACUUUUCACGUUGCCCGUGGACGCGGAUGUGGAAAUCGGACGCGGCUUCAAUGGUGAACUGCAGCAACUGCUCGUGCUGCCGGAAAACCAGGAACGGCUGCAGUGCAGCAACAAGCGCACCUCCAUCAACGAGGUGAAGCGCUAUAUCAUCGACACAUUCAUCGAGGACUACAAUGGCAACUGAGGCAAACGCCAAUCGACCGAAUGCCACUGAAUAUGCAUAUAUAUUAUGUGGCAGCAAGUCCGCUCGAAAUCCGAUUACAAAUUAGGCAAAUCAAAACUGCAUAGAUUUAUGAUUAUUCAUUUCAUUUGCAUACAUCUACAUACAUGUGUAUGUAUUAGGGCAAGAAUGUAUGUAUGUGCAACUUUACAUACUAAUAUUACGCAUACGCCAUGUGAUUUAUGCGCUAGCAAAUAGCGCACUCCACCACAGAAGCCAUAAACAGUCAGUGAAAUUCGAUUGCGGACACAUUAUGGAUGUCAUUCAUUCGCAUUCCAAUCGAGGGAAUGUGCUCGGCAUUUGUAAUAAUUAAGCUAAUUUGACGGAAUACAAUAAUUGUAAACGCAGAAAUUAAAAUAAUUUGCAUAGCGAAAGUAAAAUGCAAAAAUUGAAAGACGAAGAGUAAGAUCAAAUAUAACGCAACUAUGUA